Molecule: messenger RNA, 4675 nt
Organism: Pectinophora gossypiella (pink bollworm)
Lineage: Eukaryota; Metazoa; Arthropoda; Insecta; Lepidoptera; Gelechiidae
Gene: Rim
Product: regulating synaptic membrane exocytosis protein 2
Exons: 22
Coding region: 834-4373 (1179 amino acids)
Biological process (GO): calcium ion-regulated exocytosis of neurotransmitter; regulation of synaptic plasticity; positive regulation of synaptic transmission
Cellular component (GO): cytoskeleton of presynaptic active zone; presynaptic membrane
Molecular function (GO): transmembrane transporter binding; small GTPase binding
Source: RefSeq, a predicted model, not a curated record
UCUUGUCCAAAUGUAAUAAGGACUUCUAACCGUGUAACUGCGCUAUCAUUUCGAUUAUGCUCAUCCCGGUUAUGACGUUGACGACCGCUGUAGGUGUAUUGACAUAAAUAGAUUCGUGUCCGCGCGAUCCAUAAUCUUGAUUACGUACGCAUCCAAAGUUGCGUUCUGCAGUGUUUUCUUUGGCAAAAUUUUUGAUUAUCCGCAUAUUUUUUAAUGAAACACUGCCACCUUCCCGUCGCAGGCAGCCUGUCGCAUAGGGCACGCAAUAACCGUAGCUGGCUACCUAUAACUCCGUAUGACGCAUCGCUGCUUCAAUAUAAAGAAGAAGUGUAAUACCAUAAUUCAAUUACUUACAUUCGAUAUGAACCCCUUUGUGCUCACAAAUACAUUAGUAACGGGGUGAAGACAUUUAACUCUUUGUGUGAUAAAGUGAAAAGUUCAUGGGAUUUCCACAAUUUUCGUUGAAUUAUCCGAGUAAAGGUCAUUGUAAGCAAGUGAUGAGUCAAUAAGGUCCCGCGAUAUUUUGCACAAGCUGUAGACGGAAGCAAGAUGAAGUGGCGGUGUUAGAGCACACGAUCCGCACUCGCAACGAGCUGCAGCGCGCGGCGGGGGUUGAACUGGCAGCCACCUGCCACAUUUGCCUCAAGACCAAGUUUGCGGACGGCGUGGGACACUCCUGUCACUACUGCCGCGUGCGCUGCUGCGCAAGGUGCGGGGGGAAGGUCACUCUGCGAUCUAAUAAGGUUAUAUGGGUGUGCAUUCUCUGCCGUAAAAAACAAGAACUACUAUCGAAAACUGGACAAUGGAUUCACAAAAGUGCCGGUCACGAUGCCAUGUUAUGGCAGAUGGAAUCAGAUCUGAGAGGUUUACCACAACCGGACGCAUCACUCGAUAAAAGACCGAAGUUGGAAAGAGCGCACAGCGCGGCGGAGAAGGAGAACCUUCCGCUGCAGAGGAGCGGUAGCGCGCUGCGCAGGCAGUACAGCCAGCAGGAGGCGCGCUGCUACGGCGAGCUGGAGGGGCUGGCGCGCACGCACCCGCACCUCGUGCACCCGCGCCAGAAGGCGGCCUACGGCGUGGAGGAGGCGGGCGCCACGCUGCUGCCGCACGGCGCCGCGUUGGGCUCGCUGGCCGCGCUCGCGCCGCACCCGCCGCUGCCGCCGCGCUCCUCUUCCUCCGACGACGAGGUGCCCGAGUGUGUCUCCGACGAGAACGACGAGUACCGCGACCGCGGACAACUUGAGGCGUGUGCAGGCAUCAGGAAUCCGCACCUGCGCAGUGCCAGCGUGGUCGCCAACAAUUAUUACAAUUUGACCAAUCAUUCGCCGGCCGCAUUCGAGGCGGAGGCUCGCGGCUCAUUCGGUGCGUCGAGGGCUCCCACCGGCGGGCGCAGUUUCGAUUCUGUGACUGAUUGCCGCUGGCGCGCGCGAGACGACGGCGAAGGCGCGUACCUGCGGCCGUACGCGCCAGACGAGGGCCCGCGAACCGACCGAGCGGUGUAUAAGAGUGCCUAUUUGUGGGAAGACUCCUCUGACAACCGACGAUUUACCGAAAGAAGAAAAAAAACGGUGCGCUUCGAUGGGCACGAAGGCGCCGCGACGUUCCCGCGGGGCGGUCGUGACGCGUCCGGCGCGCCACACGACUGGGCGUCGUUGCGCUGGGAGUCUGAGCGACAAACCAGCCAAGACUCCGCCACCAAAGACUCUGGCAUCGAUACCUCUAGCACGUUCACCUCCAGCGAAGACUCAAACAGGGGCGAUUGCCCUAAGUUCCCGCUGAGCUGGCAGGUGUCGGCGGACGGGUCGCGCAUGGUGGGACACAUGGUACUGCGCAAGAGCGUGGUGGAGGGAGGCGGGCACUCGUCGGCGGCCAUCCUCGGCCUGAAGGUGGGCGGCGGGAAGCUGCUGCCGGACGGCACUCGCGGAGCCGUCGUCGAGAAGGUCAAGAAAGGCUCCAUUGCGGAUCUUGAAGGCAAUCUCCGAAUAGGUGACGAGGUGAUGCAGUGGAACGGGGUGCCACUACAGGGCAGGUCAGCGGAGGAAGUAGCCGCGGUGGUGGCGGACAGCAAGCACGACUCACACGUGGAGCUGGUGGUCUCACGCCCCGUGGCCCCGGCCAGGCACCCCGUCCAGCCCUGGCGGACUCAUAAAGAAGUGUACACGGAGGUGAUGGGUGGGUGCGAGAAGCCGAGCGUGCUGGUGACGUCACCGGGCUCGCCGGACGUGCAUGCGCGCCGGCGCCCGCGCCACGGGCACAACGCCAACGUGGCCGGGAGGAUACAGUUGAAAGUGUACUUCGACAUCAGCGCCCUUCAGUUGCUGGUAACCAUCGUAUCAGCGAGUGGCCUGAACCCUCGCGCUGACGGCUCCCCGCGCUGCCCGUACGCCAAGAUCUUCCUCCUCCCAGACAAGAGCGAAAAAAGCAAGCGUCGAACGAAAACGCUCGCAAACACCCUCGAGCCGCGGUGGAAUCAGACCUUCGUGUACUGCGGCAUUAGAAUUACCGACAUUAAGAAACGGACUUUAGAGGUGACGGUUUGGGACUUGAACCGUUACGGCCCGAACGACUUCCUCGGCGAGGUCCUACUAGACCUAGACAACAUUGUGAUGAACCACGAACCCAAUUGGUACACGCUAAAGCCUCACGAAGAAACAUCUAGUUUUAGUCGUUACCGCGAAGAGGAGGCGGACGGCGAACAUCUGUCGCCGCCAUCCACGUCGACGUCCCGACUGUCGGACUCCGACACGCCCAGCGAGUGCGAUCUGCGCAGGCACCACUCGCUUUCCAGCCUCGCAUCUAGCUCCAGCCCGCCUCCUUCACACGAGCGGAUGGACACAGAUGGGGCACGAUGUAGCAGACGGGACAUGUCUCCGGCGGGACGGGUGCGGGCUGCCGGCAUGUCACGGGACAAUGGCAGAAGCGGCGGGUACAGCGUGGCGCGGUCGCAGUCGGCGGCGGCGGGCCGCAAGUCGCCGCGGCGCUCGCUGUCGCCGCCCGGGGACUACUCAGUGCACGCCGACCGAGGCGGCGGCGACGCGUCGCGGCUGCCGACUCACGCGUACGCACCACGCUUCCAGUCGCGGUCCGCCACGGCUACGCCGACCACCAGCCCUAAAAAACGACAACUACCGCAAAUACCACACCAGAGCGCCCAGAGGGCUGUGCGAGCGCAGGUCUCCGCGGACCUCGAGGAACGUAAGUGGAUCGGCCCGCACCACAUUGGCGCCACACUCACCUACCGCAGCACGCCACAAGGUUGGGAGCGGCACUACGCUGGGUUGUCGGACUCGGAGCUGGCGGGGCGCGGAGCGAGCGGGUGGGCGCCGCGGCGGCGGUUGUCCCCCGACGCGGCUGCCGCAGACUCCGACCUCGAGUCUGUCGCAUCCGUCACCUCCAGCGCCUUCAGCACGCAAUCUGAGCGCCCUCGGCCUACUCGUAUGCUCAGCAACGACUACGGUGGGCGUGAGAACGGACGGGGCAACAACCAGCCGCAACCUCUGGAGAGACGCGAGUCGCGGCGCAACCAAUUCACGCGGAGCCUUAGCAACGCUGAUGUACCCCCGGACGAGAAAGCAGAUGGUAGCCUGAGUGACACCGCACUGGGAGGCAACAUCGAGCUGGAGCCCGCCAGCGACGACGUGCUGCUCAAGGCGGAGCCCCGGGACUUCUUUGGCCCCGGCAUGGGCAAGAAGAGCAACUCUACUUCGCAACUGUCGGCUACAGGGAGGAAACGGAGGUUAGGGUUCGGUAAACGUGGGAAAAAUUCGUUUACGGUACAACGCAGCGAGGAGGUGGGUCCCGGCGAAAUGCGCGGCAUGACGGGCGGAGUGUCGCGGGCCUCCUCCGCCUCCAGCGAGAACGACGAGGACAGAUGGUCGCCCGGUGCAGUACGGGGGUCGGGCUCAUCGGAGGGCGGAGGCCUAUCGGACUUCAUCGACGGCCUGGGCCCCGGACAGCUGGUCGGCAGACAACUACUCGGCGCGCCCACCCUGGGUGACGUGCAACUCUCUAUGUGCUACCAAAAAGGAUUUCUUGAGGUGGAGGUGAUCCGCGCACGGGGCCUGCAGGCGCGGCAAGGCAGCCGCACUCUCCCGGCGCCCUACGUCAAGGUGUACCUGGUCAGCGGUAAGCGAUGCGUCGCCAAAGCUAAGACCAGCACCGCACGACGCACCCUCGAUCCGCUCUACCAGCAAACGCUCACCUUCCGAGAGAACUUCAAGGGCUGUAUCUUGCAAGUGACGGUGUGGGGCGACUACGGCCGCAUCGAGGGCAAGAAGGUGUUCAUGGGCGUGGCGCAGAUCAUGUUAGACGACCUCAAUCUCUCCAACAUCGUCAUUGGAUGGUACAAGCUCUUUGGAACCACUUCCUUGUAACCAAGGGUGCACUACCUGCUAAGCGUGUGGAGAACCUAUAUCAUCACAAUAAAAAAAUUAAAACUUGUCCAAAUAAUAAAUUUAGUGAUACUGCUUUAAUAUCAUGAUAAAACGCAAAAUAUCUUGAAUAUAGGAAAUUUUCUAUAAAACGAAAGGUAUAAAUAAUAAUAAUAAUUUGUAUUUUUAUUUUAUUUUGGAAUGCCUACCGGAGUUUUGAAUAGAUAGCAUUUUAUAGCAAUGAAACAAAAUGUAUAGUGUACUCAAUAAUAUAUAAUUAAGUAUUAAAAGCCAAAUGCAAAUUG